Molecule: messenger RNA, 3486 nt
Organism: Ceraceosorus guamensis
Lineage: Eukaryota; Fungi; Basidiomycota; Exobasidiomycetes; Ceraceosorales; Ceraceosoraceae
Product: heme peroxidase
Exons: 4
Coding region: 1-3486 (1161 amino acids)
Biological process (GO): response to oxidative stress
Molecular function (GO): peroxidase activity; monooxygenase activity; oxidoreductase activity, acting on paired donors, with incorporation or reduction of molecular oxygen
Source: RefSeq, a predicted model, not a curated record
AUGUCGGCCAUCCUGACUAAGUUCGAGAGUGCCUUGGCACAUCGCUCCUCCAAGGAUGGUCUUACCGAUGCCGAGGUCAGUUUGGCUCUUGGUGUUGCGCCCUCCCCUCUCUCUUCACACGUGCCAGGAGUCAUCACCACCGCGCGAGAUGUAGUCCACACAGUCACCAAAUCCGUCUUUGAUGGGACAGCAUUGCGGAACAUCACUGCCCUCGUGCAGCUCUCUGGUCAGCUCUUUGCCCCUGGUGCGCCUUUGGACGAUCGCAAGUACCUACUGGAGAGAGUGGUGCAACUACUGGCAGACACGAAUGGCAGCAUCGCAUCCACCCUGGUUGGCAACCAGCUUGUAGCCACCCUCUUCACCGACCUUCAACACCCUCCAGUCACAAUCAUGGGCCAUAAGAACGAGUUCCGCUCUGUCGAUGGCUCGGGCAACAACCCAUACCAGCCCACUCUUGGAGCCGCACGCACACCGUACGCGAGGAAUGCGCAAAGAAAAGCACCCCUUGUCACGCCUGAUGCGGGCAUCGUCUUUGACACGCUUCUUGCACGCAAGGGCUUCAAACCUCACCCGCAAGGUAUUGCUAGCCUUCUCUUCUCGAUGGCAAACCUCAUUAUCCACGAUGCGUUCCGCACCUCACCAAAGGACGCACAAGUCAACCUGAACAGCAGCUAUCUUGACAUGCAGUGGCUGUACGGCAACGACGAGCAAAGCCAAAACUCCAUCCGCACUUUCUCACAAGGCAUGAUCUUCCCCGACACAAUUGCGGACAUGCGCCUUGCGCUUAUGACCCCAUCUUCGACGGCCUUGGCAAUGAUGUUCGCGCGCAACCACAACUUCAUAGCAAAGAAGCUUUGGCAGCUCGACGAAGGUGAUCGCCUCAAGAACAUGGCUGGUGACAAGGAGCGCGACUGCGACAACUUCCACCGUGCUCGUCUCGUCAACUGCGGCUUCUACGUCAACGUCAUCCUCAGAGACUAUAUCCCAGCCAUUCUGGCUCUUCAAGGCAACGAGUGGUAUCUGAACCCUCUAGAGGACAUUCGUGGGCUCGACGGCGCCCGCGUUCCUCGUGCCACCGGCAACCAGGUGGCCAGCGAAUUUAACAUUCUCUACCGCUGGCACUGCACUACCUCCAUGGAGGAUGAGAAAUGGCUCAAUGACACUUUUAUCAAAAUGUUCCCCAACAAGCACGCUGAUGAGGUAACGGUGGCUGACUUCCGCGAUGGUGCCCAUAAUCUCGCCAAGAAACUUGGUUCCGAUCCCCCAAAGUGGGAGCUGCACGGAUGGGAGCGCGACUCUCAGGGCAAAUUUGACGACAGCGUCUUGGCCAAGACGCUUCAAGAUGCUACUGAAGAGGUCGCCGGAGCCUUCCGAGCUCGAGGAGUCCCCGAGUGGAUGCGCGUCAUCGACAUCUUGGGUAUGAAUCAAGCUCGCGAGCAGGGACUUUGCACCCUCAACGAGUUCCGCGCCAGUCUAGGCCUCACUCGCCUGGCCAACUUCGCCGAGUGGAAUUCCGAUCCCGAAGUUCAAAAAGCCGCGGAGAAGCUGUACGGCCACAUCGACCAGCUCGAGCUCUUCCCUGGCCUCUUGGCAGAGGAGCCUAAGCCCGCACAGCCCGCCAGCGGACUUUGCCCUGGUCACACGAUCAGCAGAGCUAUCCUGAGUGACGCAGCUUCUCUUAUCCGUGGCGAUCGUUUCUACACCAGCGACUUCACCUCUAGCGCUUUGACUACUUGGGGCUACCAGUACGCCACUCAGCCUCAGGCCGGCUCUCAGGGAGUCGUGGCCAAAAUGCUGUUCAAUUGUCUACCGACUGAGUAUGCAACAUCCAACUCCACCUUUGCGCUUUACCCCUUUAUGACACCUCCCGCGAUGCUCAAGGUUUUGGAAGGUUACGGCAAAGCUGAUGAGUACACCAUCCAGCGUCCAAGUCGCUCGUCCAACUGGCAUGGCACCACCACUUGGCACGGCGCUCACUCUGUCUUCAUGAACACCAAAUCUGGCCACUGCCCCUACGCACCUCGCAUCGCCAACUGCUCCCAGAGCAACGACGCGGUCUUUGUUAUGGGAGUCAACGAUCGCAAAGAGCACGCGCCUCAAAGAGAAGCUCUUGACCAGCUCUUCUUCGGCAACGACUUUAAGAGGAAGACGGCUGCUUUCCUGGAAAAGAAGACCAAAGAGCUGCUCGUCGAAAAGUCCAUCCAAGCGGGCAACAAGACUUCGCUGGUUGAUAUUGUUGCAGACGUUACUAUUCUGAGCUUCACCGCUUGGGCAGCCGAUCACUGGGCGAUUCCUCUUCGCGAACAGCUGCCUGGUGCUCCGACUUUGCAAGAGCUUUACAUUGCUUUGGCGACCCAAUUUGCUCACGUGUUCUGUAACUUUGACUUCAUGGCUGGCGUGCAGGCGCAGCUUCGCGCCGGCGCGCAAAAGUCUGGUGCGCUAAUCGAAAAGAUUGUUGGUGCUCGCAUGUGGACCAUCAAUACUCCAGUCGUCAAGAAUGUGCUGCCCUUUGUGCAGCACUUCACCUCGCUUUUCGGCCGUCGUGGCGAAAACCUCGUCGAGCCUUCGAAGAGCUCUGUGGAGUUUUACCGCGCGGCUUGGGCCAGCAGUGGCGAUCAGACUUCCGAUCACUUCAAGUCGGUGGUCACUAAGGUGCACGGUCUCAUGAUUUCGUCGAUCGCCACACAGACGCAGCAAGCUGCUCUCAUCCUCGAAGUGUUCCUACGCCCUGAGCACGACAAGCAUCUCAAACGCCUCCACGAGCUGGCCAAUGGGCAAUGGACCGCGUCUGACGAGAAAGAGUUCGUCGGUUAUUUGUGGGAGGGAAUGCGUCUCAACCCACAAGCUCCUGUUUGCCCACGCACAGCGGUGGACGACUUCUCCAUCCGCGACGGAGAGGACGAAAUCCGUGUCAAGAAGGGUGACAGCAUCUUCGUCGGUCAGAAGGCCGCAAACUAUGAUGCUAGCGUGUUUCCUAACCCAAAGGAAAUUGAUCCCUUCCGUCCCAAUCGCGAGUCUUACAUGCUUUUCGGCGUCGGCAUGCACCGAUGCCUAGGUGAAGACCUCCUGGACGCCUCUCUGGCUGCUGUCCUCAAGCCUAUUUUCGCUUUGCCCAACCUUCGCACUGCUCCUGGGCCGACUGGUCGUUUCAGCAAGUCAUCGAUGACUCUUCCGGGAGGCACUGAAGUCUACACCUACCAGCUCUUCGGAGCCGACUGGCCUUUCCCGACCUCGCUGCAGGUCCUUUACGGUGCGCCCGCCCCAGCCCCAGCACUCAAGCUUCCCGAGCGCACCGCCAGUCAGGCAAGUCUCAUCAGCGACUCUACGCACGGACACAAGCGCAACUUUGCCAGCGAGGCAACUAGCAUUGGAAGCAGCUUCUCUGGCCAUGCUUCAUUGAGCUCCCUUGGCGAUCUUGCCACCCCUGCUUCUGAGAAGCAAAAAGGCUCGCCAGACGCCGUGAACACUGAUCUCCCUUCGCAGUAA